This is a messenger RNA of Cygnus atratus (black swan), 354 nucleotides long. RefSeq names its product feather keratin 1-like. Gene Ontology annotation, cellular component: intermediate filament. The record is from RefSeq and is a predicted model, not a curated record. Lineage: Eukaryota; Metazoa; Chordata; Aves; Anseriformes; Anatidae. The transcript has a single exon. The coding region runs from base 1 to 354 and encodes 117 amino acids. Gene Ontology annotation, molecular function: structural constituent of cytoskeleton.
AUGUCCUGCUAUGAGCGGUGCCCUUCCACUCCCUGUGGCCCAACCCCACUUGCCAACAGCUGCAAUGAGCCCUGUGUCCGGCAGUGCCAGGACUCGACAGUGGUGAUCCAGCCCUCUCCUGUGGUGGUGACCCUGCCUGGCCCCAUCCUCAGCUCCUUCCCCCAGAACACCACUGUGGGAUCCUCAGCAUCUGCGGCUGUUGGGAGCGCACUCAAUGCUGAGGGAGUCCCCAUCUCCUCUGGUGGCAGCUCCUUGGGAUUUGGAAGCUUUGGCUAUGCAGGCCUGGGCAGUGGGUACGGCCGGCCCUACCGUCGCUACAACACCUACCGCAGCAGUUUCAGUGGGCCAUGCUAA